This is a messenger RNA of Mugil cephalus (flathead mullet), 2359 nucleotides long. RefSeq names its product RAB GTPase activating protein 1-like 2 (gene rabgap1l2). The record is from RefSeq and is a predicted model, not a curated record. The coding region runs from base 954 to 2030 and encodes 358 amino acids. Lineage: Eukaryota; Metazoa; Chordata; Actinopteri; Mugiliformes; Mugilidae. The transcript has 8 exons.
ACCAGAAGAGUUGAAAACCCACACAGGGCCGCGAGUAGAAAAUUCAGAAGUGAGACGCUGAGAAGGACAGGGAAGUGAAACUUGGGAAAGACAAUGAGAAUUAAGAGAAACUGCACCGUCACACAUGGAGCGCCCAGGGAUUCAAAAAUAAAAAUGAAGAAAAAGUGGGUGUCAGUUGCGGGCGGAGGUGCGGAUUCUCCUUUUGUUAUUCGACAUUCGUGCUCCGGUAUUUAUCGCUUUACCUGCCAGACCUGUUCACCUCCCUGUCUGGCGGCUCAAACCGUGACAGCUCUGUGUCACGCCAGCACUCCCGCCCCCCCGGGGUAAAAGGAAAAAAAGAUGUGUCUGGAAGUUGCAACAAAAAAUCACGGCACGAGCUUAAAUAAAUGGGCGAGCAGGUGGUUUGUUUGGAAGGUUGCGGGUUCGUGAGCAGGUGUUUGUUUUUGUGUGUGUGGCUAAAAGAAAGAAGGAGAGAGAGAGAGGACAGGUGAGGCGAUAAGAAAGGUGUGGGUGUGUCCAAGCCUGUGUUUCUUUCACACAUACUCUCAGGUCUCAAAUAAACCCUGUUGAACCUGUUGCUGCCCAUAUAUCUUUAACACACGCCGCUUCACCUGACACUGUGGAGGUGGCUCCGGCUGAUGCGGUCUUGCUGUCAGGGCAGCUACACUUCACCCUGUUCCAGUCGCUUUCUCUGUUAUUGACCUUUGGACCAGGAACUGUUUCCUUGUUCACCCGUCCACUUGGACUUCAUCCUGACGUUUCCUUGUUUGCACUCACACGCCGGAUGGGCUGCCUUCAUCGCCGCUAGUAAAAAGUCACUCAAGAGAGUCAAGCCUGACCUUAGAGCCCAGCUCUCCUGGUGGAUUUACUCGAUUUCUCUGCUUGGUAUUGGUGUGCGUGCAAAAAAGCUGUUCGUGCGGAAGCGGCGCCCGUAAUUUGCAAACCCUGGCAAGAUGAUGGAGGAGGUGUCCAUGGUGAUGGCCCCUGAUGUCCACGCUAUUGAAGAGAUGAGCGAGGAGGAGAUCCUGGCCUGCCUGGUGGCUGAAACGGGCCCUACAUUCACAGUCCCGACUAAGAAAGCUAAACUGGGGGAAAGCCGGCUACAGAUAAUGGACGAUGAAGAGGAACCUCUGGACAAAUACCUGAAGGAAAACCUUCGCCUUCAGCAGGCCAGUCUGCGUCUGGAGCAGGAAAAUGACAACCUGGCCUACAGAUUGAUCACCAGCAAGAUCGCCCUAAGAAACGCUCUGGAUAAGGCGGAGGACAAGGUGGACGAGCUGACCAAAGACCUUCUGCAGACCAGGCAUCGACUCCAGGCCACGGAAGACGAGAAGAGAGGGAAAGAGGAGGAGGCGGCAAUGAUGAAGGAGGUCCUCAGGAGGGAGCUGGAGAAGACGGAGCAGGAUGCCAGGAGGUCGGCGGGAAUCGUUGCCGACUACAAGCAGAUCUGCUCCCAGCUGACGAGCCGUCUGGAGAGGCAGCAGGCCGCCCACAGAGAACAGUUAGAUUCACUCAAGAGCGCAAUAAACGCCUGCUCGCGCUGUCGACACACUGUCGAAGCAUUCGAGCCCACCGGGGAGCGUCGGGACUCUGAAACAGCAGCGGAGACAGAAGGCAGAGUGGCGGCGGAACAAGGCAGGGAAGAGGAGGAGGAGGAGGAGGAGGAUGGAGGUCCCAGAAAGGAAGAGCAGAGGAGGGAGGAGCUGGAGAAGGAGUCCCUCAGGGCUCAGAUCAGGGAGCUGGAACAGGAAUUAGCCCAGACCAAACUCCAGAUGGUGGAGGCCAAGUGCACGAUCCAGGAGCUGGAGCACCAGAGGGGAGUCCUGAGUAACGACCUGCAGGAAGCGAGGAACAACUGGAUCAGUAAGGCCUUCACCUCCUUGAGGACCUCCAGCGGGGGACUUCACGGCAUUAGCAUGGACAGAGACGCGGCCCCCGCAGUCAGGUGGCGCCUCCACGGCGCCUCCCUCUCCGGAUGGAGCACCAAGAAGUUCUCGUGGCCUCACAGAGACAAUCAAGAAAACAUCUGAUUGUUUGGAUUUAAAAAAAAAACUGAGGAGACUAGGGGAGGAUCAGACCUCUGGUGAAGUGAGAACUGAACUUGAGUAUUAACUCGAUUGAAGCCGCUAUUUCUUCGUGUGUCUACUAGGUGACAGCGUACAUGCAAAACAAAUCGCAGGAGAGUACCUGAGAGUACUUACAGUUCACAAAGGGACUUUUAUUAUUGUUCCACUUCUUUAUAAAUAUUUUCGCUGAUGAUUUCCUUGGUAUAUUUGUUAUAUUUUAUUCUUCUGCAUAUAGCAGCAUAUUUAAUGUAUAAACAUCAUAACUGCAACAAUAAAGGAGGUACUACACAGAG